AUGACUGUCCCUCCACCCCUCAACAUCCCCGCGUCGCUCGCCGUGUGCGACCUCUGGGCAGUCGACGCAGCCUGCGAGAUUGUCGUGUCGACCACCAGCCUGAUGCAACCCGAGAUCAAGGGCCACGAGAAACUCAACCUGCCCACUUUUGUCUUCUACAUCUACAACGCGCGUCUGGACAAGCGCGUCCUAUUCGACAAUGGCUCGCGCAAGGACUGGUGGAACCUGCCGCCUGCAGUUCUGCAUGGCAUUACGAGCAAGGGCGUCCUGGGGCUGGACGUGAAGGACGACGUGUUUGAUAUCCUGCAGGACUCUAAAGAAAAAAACGUCAAUGCAGAUCAGGUUGAUGCCGUUGUCUGGAGUCAUUUCCACUACGACCACACGGGCAAUAUACAGCGCUUCCCUCCUUCUACAAAGAUCAUUGUCGGCCCCGGAUUCACCAAGGAGUUUCUCCCGGGUUAUCCCAUUCGACAGGACUCGCCUCUGCAUCAGUCUGACUUUGAAGGCGGGCGUGAACUCGUCGAGAUUGGUUUUAACAAAACUUCUGGGCUGAAAAUCGGCAAGUAUGAUGCGCACGACUACUUUGGAGACGGCAGUUUCUACCUACUCAACACUCCCGGACACACAGUCGGGCAUAUCUCAGCCCUCGUCCGGACCACACCCGGUACAUUUGUGUUUCUGGGCGGAGACAUUUCGCAUUUUCCGGGCAUGUAUCGUCCGACAAAAUACGUGCCUAUGCCGUUGACGCUGCCCCUGGAGACCAAACUGGACACGCCGAGACUACCGGUGCCAUGCCCAUGCUCAUUAUUCACGGCAUGCCAUCCCAAAAACAUUUCCGGAAAGGAAGAAGAAGCUCGCUCGUCUACAUUCUAUGAACCGUCCCAUGAUGCAUCGUCCUGGUACGACGACCCCGCCGAGGCAGUGCGCUCGGUCGAGGCGCUCAAGGAGUUUGACGCCAACGAAAACGUGUUUGUGGCGAUUGCGCACGACCCGGCGCUGAGAGAAGUUGUUGAUUUGUUUCCGCACGGCCAGAUGAAUGAUUGGAAAGCCAAGGGCUGGGCGCAGAAGAGCCACUGGCAUUUUGUGAAUGAGCUGCCGGUGGAUGGACGGCCUGGGAGGGAGUUGAUUGCGCGGGGGCUGAUGAAGGCUGGGGAGAUUUAUAGGGCUUAA
Molecule: messenger RNA, 1170 nt
Organism: Talaromyces rugulosus
Lineage: Eukaryota; Fungi; Ascomycota; Eurotiomycetes; Eurotiales; Trichocomaceae
Exons: 1
Coding region: 1-1170 (389 amino acids)
Source: RefSeq, a predicted model, not a curated record